Messenger RNA from Medicago truncatula (barrel medic), 941 nucleotides. Its product is annotated as auxin-responsive protein IAA30. Gene Ontology annotation, cellular component: nucleus. Gene Ontology annotation, biological process: regulation of DNA-templated transcription. Bases 142 to 672 code for a protein of 176 amino acids. Lineage: Eukaryota; Viridiplantae; Streptophyta; Magnoliopsida; Fabales; Fabaceae. The transcript has 4 exons. The record is from RefSeq and is a predicted model, not a curated record.
AAAAAAGAGUAUGCUGGGUGGCGCUAGCUGCUGCUGAAAAAGUCCUCUUCAUAUCUUUCUUUCUUUAUUAUUUAAACCUUAAGGUGGCGGCUUAUUCUUCUUACUACUACAAUAUUCUUUACCAAAUUCUACAUUUCCACAAUGGGAAAAGGUUCCACUUCUUCUUCCUCCUCUUCCAACAGUAGAAGAAGGAAACAUAAUUCCUCUAAUGUUUCAUCCUCCAUCACUCACCAAAAUCCUGAUCAACAACAUCUUUUUCCUGAUCUUAACCUUGGAUUGAGCAUUUCCACCACUCAACAAUAUGUUGAUUAUUCCACCUCAAGGGGACAUUGGCAACCAAUUCAGCAACAAGGUGGUGAAGUAAAUGACUGCAGUGAUUACAACAGUGCCUUCUUUGUGAAGGUUUACAUGGAAGGCAUUCCAAUUGGGAGAAAGCUCAAUUUGCUAGCUCAUAAUGGCUAUCAUGAGUUGGUUAAUACACUUGAACAAAUGUUUGAUACUACCAUUCUAUGGGGGACUGAAAUGGAUGGAGUGCAAUCAGAGAGAUGUCAUGUGUUAACUUAUGAAGAUGGAGAAGGAGACUUGAUUAUGGUUGGGGAUGUCCCUUGGGAGAUGUUCUUAUCAUCCGUGAAGAGGUUGAAGAUCACAAGGGUUGAUGCAUUCGGGUUUUAAUCAAAAGCAUAUAUAUUUGUUGAAGAUCAAGCUUAGUCAAAUGUAGUGAGACUCAAUUUUAGUGAUAAGAGAUAACCAAAGUGAUGAUACUCUUAGAUUAUGUUUGAGGACUAGCAAGUGUGAGAUAGUGAAAGAGAACAAAACCAAAAUGAAGGGUUAACUAAUUAAUUUGUGAUCCUUCAUUUGAAUAUUUAAAUUUUUGCAAAGUCCUUUAAUAUUAGGUCCAUUUUAAAUUAGAGAAGUGAACAAAGAAGUGUUUUGAAGGGUUA